AUGAGCAGCAGCAGCGUGCAGUCGGUGCACCAACAAGACGGGCUGCUCGUGCUGCUGCAGCUGGGUGACCCUAGGAGGAUCGCCCCCUUAUCCACGGGUGCUGGUGACUGCGGCAGCUGCGCAACGCACUCGGGCGGCGAUAGCAGCACUAGCAGAGCUAUCGCAUCUUGCGAUGCAUCCCCACAAGCAGACACGGCACAGCCCGCUGACCAGGAGGGAGAAGACAGCGCAGCGCAGAUGCCGUCAAGCCACGAGGGCGAGCAGCAGCGUGAGGAAGUGAAUAACGGCAGCAGAGCCAUAGCCAAGGAGGGCGCGCUGCUGAUGGGGGAGGCGAACAGCUUGCAGCAAUACAACGGAAAGCCGGCCAGCAGCGCUGAUGUCCUGGGGCACAUGGCGGGGUCACGUCGACACCAGGCCCGGGGAGACGGGUUGCGCGCAUCUGCAGCGACCCGUGGCAGCCGACCAGGGAGCGCGGCGCUGGCGCCUGCGCCGGCGCAGCAUGCGGCUGCUGGCGCAGCGGCACGAGUGCGCGCCAGCACCGGCAGCAUCCCCGCAAGUGCUGCAGUCUCGAUAAGUGGGGCAAUCCUUCGGAAGGAGAGGCCGUCAAACAAUGUGGCAGCGCAACGAGCCCGACGUUCGCUGCCGGUCAACGCGCAGCAGCGAUCUGCCCUGUCAAACCACAAUCGAGGGGAUCUGGGGGCCUGGGCUUGUGAGCAAGGGGCCGCAACGCCAGUUGGCCAAGCAUGCAGGUCGAGCUCGGGCAGCCGAGGAGGCAGCAGCAGUAGCAGCAGAUCCUGCGGGGGUGGUUCCAGCCGCUCAGCGGGAUGGGCUGGCAGCGUCUCAAGCAGCAGGUUCAGUGGAGGCAGCAGCAAGGGAGCUGUCGGGCCGCCUGUGUGGCCGCGCACAUUGCUGGCGGAGGAGAACACGCUGCUGGCUGAGCAGCUGCAG
Molecule: messenger RNA, 948 nt
Organism: Monoraphidium neglectum
Lineage: Eukaryota; Viridiplantae; Chlorophyta; Chlorophyceae; Sphaeropleales; Selenastraceae
Exons: 1
Source: RefSeq, a predicted model, not a curated record